CGCGCUAGUUCUCCCAUCUCUUUUGAGCACUCUUUCCGAAAAUAAAUAUUUUUCCGGCUUUUUCUUUGGAAUGUUUUCGCUGCUGCACAAGGAGGAAAACGCGCACGACAAUGCGCUGUGGGCCUGCACCUGGGGCCGCGACACUGCCGAUCCGGAUCCGGAUGAUGCUGGCACGGAGCCGGAGGAGGAGAAUCCCUUCGAUUUCGACAAGAAGGAGGCGCGUCCUAAGGAUUUCAUAGUCACCGGAGGCCUGGACGACUUGGUGAAGGUGUGGGAUCUGCGGGAGGACAACACCUUAAAGCUCCGCCACCAGUUAAAAGGACAUGCCUUGGGUGUCGUGUCCGUGGCCGUCAGUUCCGAUGGACAGACAAUUGCGAGCAGUUCGCUGGAUUCCAGUAUGUGUUUGUGGGAUGCCCGAUCCGGCGAUAAGAAACACCUGCUUACCUUUGGUCCCGUUGAUCUCUGGACGGUUGGAUUCUCGCCCUGCAACAAAUACGUGAUAUCUGGAUUAAAUGACGGCAAAAUCUCCAUGUACAGCGUGGAAACGGGGAAGGCGGAGCAGACACUAGAUGCGCAGAAUGGCAAAUACACACUGAGCAUUGCCUAUAGCCCUGAUGGCAAGUACAUAGCCAGUGGAGCCAUCGAUGGCAUUAUUACCAUCUUUGACGUGGCAGCGGGCAAGGUGGUGCAAACUCUGGAGGGCCAUGCGAUGCCCGUUCGCAGCCUUUGCUUCUCACCCAAUUCCCAGAUGCUGCUCACAGGUUCCGAUGAUGGUCACAUGAAGCUUUAUGAUGUGACCCACUCGGAUGUCGUGGGCACCCUUUCUGGCCACGCCUCUUGGGUGCUGUGUGUGUCCUUCUCGGAGGACGGCAAGCACUUCGCCAGCUCUUCCAGCGAUCGCACCGUGAAAGUGUGGGACACCUCCGAACGCAAGUGCCUUCACACGUUCGCGGAACACUCGGACCAGGUGUGGGGCGUACGUUAUAGUCCUGGCAACGACAAGGUGGCCUCCGCCUCCGAGGACAAAUCCCUGAACAUAUACUUCUGUCCGCCCAAUGCGAUUGUGUGAUUCUCGUUUCGUACAAUAAAGCGUAGGUUUAAAACAAAA
Molecule: messenger RNA, 1108 nt
Organism: Drosophila elegans
Lineage: Eukaryota; Metazoa; Arthropoda; Insecta; Diptera; Drosophilidae
Product: WD repeat-containing protein 61
Exons: 5
Coding region: 71-1069 (332 amino acids)
Cellular component (GO): Cdc73/Paf1 complex
Molecular function (GO): protein binding
Source: RefSeq, a predicted model, not a curated record